AUGACUUCAUACGUCGUUGACCUCGCCGAAACUAGCGACGUCUCCGAGCCCUCUCAAUUCCCGCCCCUACUCGAGAUCGGAACCGAAAAGCGUUCUGGACGAACCCAUGUCGAGCGCGUCGAGAAGCAUGUGUACACCAGAUGCCCCACUCCUACAAGAUAA
This is a messenger RNA of Phytophthora nicotianae INRA-310, 162 nucleotides long. RefSeq lists its product as hypothetical. Bases 1 to 162 code for a protein of 53 amino acids. The transcript has 2 exons. Lineage: Eukaryota; Oomycota; Peronosporomycetes; Peronosporales; Peronosporaceae. The record is from RefSeq and is a predicted model, not a curated record.